Molecule: messenger RNA, 2667 nt
Organism: Ctenocephalides felis (cat flea)
Lineage: Eukaryota; Metazoa; Arthropoda; Insecta; Siphonaptera; Pulicidae
Product: semaphorin-1A-like
Exons: 13
Coding region: 265-2667 (800 amino acids)
Biological process (GO): semaphorin-plexin signaling pathway; neural crest cell migration; negative regulation of axon extension involved in axon guidance
Molecular function (GO): semaphorin receptor binding; chemorepellent activity
Source: RefSeq, a predicted model, not a curated record
ACCAUUACACAAAAGACUGAAUUCCUAAACAGGCUGACUGGCGAAGUUGGCUUGACUAUAGAAUUGAUUUUGGACUAAUCAGACAUAAAGAAAAAAAUGCAGAGGUCCAGGACAAGUGCCCAAGAAACAAUAAUCAAAAGCCUUAAAAUUCACAUAAAUUCCACAAAAACCUUAUCAUCCCUAAAGUGACCUUAACCCAACAAAAAUGUUGCUGUAAACAUUAACCGAAUCAACUAAAAUAAAUAAAUAAAUUAUUUCACCAUAAUGGAUUCUACAAAAGUCGACACAGAAGACAAAAAUCGACACAAGAUAUCCAAAGGCUAUUUUAUAUUUUUCCUGGUUAAUUAUUUGCUGGUGAACCAGGUUGUCGAAGGCUGGGUGCAGGAGCCUCAGGCCAGGAAGUUUUUCAAAUAUGCAGAUUUAACAAAUGUCCCACAGUUUUUGGGAAGUACUUUAAGUUAUAAUAAUAAUUUAAAUGAUAAAGACACGAAGCAGUAUUUUAAACUCCUGCAGCACGAGACGCAGGACUCGAUAUUAGUUGGAGCAAGAAACGCAGUGUACAAUCUAAGUCUUCCUGACCUAAUAGAGAACAAAAAUCAGCGUAUAGAAUGGCCUAGUAGCGGUGCACAUAGAGAACUUUGCUAUUUGAAAGGAAAAUCAGAAAUAGAUUGUCAGAACUACAUACGAAUCGGAGCCCUUGAUACGUCCAACGCCCUCCUGGUUUGUGGAACGAACUCAUUCAAGCCCUUGUGCAGAAGGUAUCGUAAUCUGAACAACAAUGCUUCCAAGUUACACGAACAAUUCGAAGGCAUAGGAGUAUGCCCUUAUGAUCCAACGCACAACUCCACUGCUAUUUAUGCAGAUGGAGCUUUGUUUUCGGCAACUGCUGCAGAUUUUAGUGGAGGAGAUCCUUUGAUCUAUAGAAGUCCCCAAAGGACUGAACGAUAUGACCUUAGACAACUUAAUGAUCCUGCAUUUGUGGGUUCUGUUACAUACGGAGAACAUGUUUAUGUAUUCUUUAGAGAAACUGCAGUCGAACACAUGAAUUGUGGAAAGGUGGUUUAUUCCCGUGUGGGUCGCAUAUGUGCCUCAGACAGAGGAGGUCCCAGGCAUUUUGGAGACCGAUGGACAAGUUUUGUGAAGGCUCGUUUGAAUUGUUCAGUUGCUGGUGAUUAUCCAUUUUACUUCGAUGAAGUCCAGGCUGUCAGUGGGCCCCAUAAGGGUGUACGUGCUGGUGGAGUGGAGAGCUCGGUUGUGUAUCUAGUAGCUACAACAGCACCUUCUGCAAUUGGAGGCUCGGCUGUGUGUGCUUUUGAUAUGGAUCAUGUUGCCAAAUUGUUUGAUACGGCUUCGUUCAAACAUCAACCACAUGGGAUUAAUUCUAAUUGGCUACCAGUGCCUCCUGAGCAAGUUCCAGUACCCAGACCAGGUUCUUGUUUGGAAGAUUCUAGGACUCUAUCAGACAAUAAUGUUAACUUCAUCAGAGCACAUUCGUUGUUAGAUCCUGCUAUUCCUGGUUUAACAAGGCAUCCUUUGAUUACACGAGUCAGUUUGUCACACAGGAUGUUCAGUAUUGCUGUUCAACCACAGAUAAGAGCCUUAAAUGACAAAACCUACGACAUGCUGUACAUCGGCACGGAUGAUGGCCGUGUGUUGCAAGCCCUAAAUACAGCCCUGGCAGUGUCCCUAAAUGCAAGCAAUCCUAUUUUGGUGUCCGAAUGGCAAUUGGCACCACAAGGCGAACCCAUCAGGGAACUAAGAAUGGCAGGUGCUGCAAAUAACAGAUUUUUAGUUGCUGUAACUGAUGAAAGAGUCCUGGCAGCAGAUACAAGAUUUGUUUGCAAAUCAGCUUCCAAUUGUCGUGAGUGUCUACAACUAAGAAAUCCUGAAUGUGCCUACGACCGACGCAACCAAAUGUGCAUAUCUCUACAAGAUCACCCAUAUCCCAACAAAGAACGCUUCCUACAGAGUCUAGACCCUGAAGACUACCAAUCGGUAGCCAAUAGUGAUGCAGAACUCUGCAAAAAGUCUCAAACAUGGCCAGGAGUGCCUGCUUCCAGACGAAGACCUGAUGCCAACAAGGGUCGUGAUGAGACUGGACAUUCUGGUGAUGGAAGCGGGGAAAACAAAAGAAUUUCAUCGGAUGAAUUGGAUAAUGAAAUCGUUAUUGAACUUGUAGGCUCUAGAGCAUUGGCUGAUGAUGUUGGAGUCUUGAGGAACGGAGGAGGUUUGAAUGAUAAUGGAGACGAAGAAAGGAUAGGUGCUGUUCACCCUGACGUGGGUGCUAUCAAAUACUCAUCGGGCACAAUGCAUUCUGUGAUAAUUAUAUCGAGUUUAUUAACCCUGGUAUGCGGAUUUGCUUUAGGAUUUCUGUUUUCAAGGAGAAUGAGAUACCACAGACAAGGUCCUUAUGGGGACCAACACAACCACAGGCACUUGGAAUCGAACUUUUCCACAUCAGCCCAAUGCUCGCAGUAUGUAGUUCCUCCAAACAACAAAACAAACAAUGUACCACCCAGCAAUAUUAAUUUACUCAAAAAUGUACCGACUUGUGAGAAACAAGAUAAUCUUCAACACGAAUUAGCUAAGCAUCACGAAUUAAAGAAUUCAACAGAGAGUUUAGAUAGAAUGGGUACGUUGCAAAAGGCAAAGAAAACAUAUAUAUGA